Molecule: messenger RNA, 1113 nt
Organism: Diceros bicornis minor
Lineage: Eukaryota; Metazoa; Chordata; Mammalia; Perissodactyla; Rhinocerotidae
Gene: OPRL1
Product: opioid related nociceptin receptor 1
Exons: 3
Coding region: 1-1113 (370 amino acids)
Biological process (GO): sensory perception of pain; neuropeptide signaling pathway
Cellular component (GO): neuron projection; membrane
Molecular function (GO): neuropeptide binding; nociceptin receptor activity
Source: RefSeq, a predicted model, not a curated record
AUGGAGUCCCUCUUCCCUGCCCCGUUCUGGGAGGUCCUCUAUGGCAGCCACCUGCAGGGCAACCUGUCCCUCCUGAGCCCCAACCGCAGCCUGCUGCCCCCCCACCUGCUGCUCAACGCCAGCCACGGCGCCUUCCUGCCCCUCGGGCUCAAGGUCACCAUCAUGGGGCUCUACCUGGCCGUGUGUGUCGGGGGGCUGCUGGGGAACUGCCUCGUCAUGUAUGUCAUCCUCAGACACACCAAGAUGAAGACAGCUACCAACACCUACAUCUUUAACCUGGCCCUGGCGGACACCCUGGUGCUGCUCACCCUGCCCUUCCAGGGCACGGAUGUCCUCCUGGGCUUCUGGCCAUUUGGGAACGCCCUGUGCAAGACAGUCAUUGCCAUCGACUAUUACAACAUGUUCACUAGCACCUUCACGCUGACUGCCAUGAGUGUGGACCGCUACGUGGCCAUCUGCCACCCCAUCCGUGCCCUCGAUGUCCGGACAUCCAACAAGGCCCAGGCUGUCAACGUGGCCAUCUGGGCCCUGGCCUCCGUUGUCGGCGUUCCUGUUGCCAUCAUGGGCUCGGCACAGGUGGAGGAUGAAGAGAUUGAGUGUCUGGUGGAGAUCCCCACCCCACAGGACUACUGGGGCCCUGUGUUUGCCAUCUGCAUCUUCCUCUUCUCCUUCAUUGUCCCUGUGCUCAUCAUCUCCAUCUGCUAUAGCCUCAUGAUCCGGCGGCUGCGCGGCGUCCGCCUGCUCUCUGGCUCCCGCGAGAAGGACCGGAACCUGCGGCGCAUCACGCGGCUGGUGCUGGUGGUGGUGGCUGUGUUUGUGGGCUGCUGGACACCUGUCCAGGUCUUUGUGCUGGUCCAAGGGCUGGGCGUGCAGCCGGGCAGUGAGACCGCGGUGGCUAUCCUGCGUUUCUGCACCGCGCUCGGCUAUGUCAACAGCUGCCUCAACCCCAUCCUCUAUGCCUUCCUGGAUGAGAACUUCAAGGCCUGCUUCCGCAAGUUCUGCUGCACCUCUGCCCUGCGCCGGGAGAUGCAGAUGUCUGACCGCGUGCGCAGCAUUGCCAAGGAUGUGGCCCUCGCCUGCAAGACCUCUGAGACAGUGCCGCGGCCUGCAUGA